CCAGGACCCCUCCCUGCAUGUGUUAAAGCAGAACAUGGUUUGUUUUCUCUUUCCCUUAUCUGGGGCUGCUGUGCUGGGGCUGCUGCCCUGUAGCCCUGGCUCGCAGCCAGGCAUCCCUGCACAUUUGCAGGGUACAAGCUUUCCUGCAGGUGGCACUUUCCUCAGCACUCUCUCUAAGUUGUCCUUUGCAUUCCUUAGUUUCCUGUGAGAUGCCAGCUCUUCCUUUGACUUGGUCCCAGGAGGCUCCUGGAGAGCUCAGCAGAUGGAGAUGUGUUAUUUUAUCCUGCAGGGAAAGCACCUCACCCUGCUUCUCUCCUAGGGCACUGGGCAGGGUGCUUUGCUCUACCAGGGUAACAGCACCUUUCAUGCUGUCGUCUUGUUUCAGGCCAACAAAGAUGCUGCUGUGCAUGACUGAUGUGCUCAUGCCUCAUGUGCUGUGACUCCACAUGGCCUCUGCAGGAGCAGAGUAUGCUAACCUGGGCCCCAGACAGGAGACUACCAUCAGGCUCGAGUCAGGUACCCUUGCAGCAGGGAGAACUUGGCCACACAGGGCCUGGCACCUUGCUCAGCAGCAGGCAAAACCUAUCUGGAAUUUACAGAGGAAGUAUGUGAAUGCUUUCCAGGAUUGUAGCCUGCUGCCCUCAGGGAUCCCUCUGCAGCAAUCCUUCUUCGCGUGCCCACCGUCGCUAUGCCACACACCCUCUGGUAAAGACACCCUCCUGAGCCUGCAGUUGGUACAGCCCUGUUUGGACCUGGGCAGGAGUGCUCUACUCUACCAACGCUUCUGUCUUGUACCCAAACCCUACAGGUUUCCUUUCCCAAGCCCUCCAGAUACUGUCUCUGCCACGGGAAGGCUGAUGUCUUCCUUGCUGAUGGAGCCCUGCCUGCUGCCUCCACUGGUGGAGGAGCACUCUGGGCCUGGGGUCAAAGGCUCUGCCCUCAGCUCAGAUCAGCAGGCUUCUAGCCCCUACAGACCAGUGCUCAAUACCAACCCCUUCCUACGGCCAAGCAGUGCUAAAGUGCCUUUGCUGCAGUCACUGGAGAUAAAGAAGGUGAGAAACACCCACAGCUUUCCUGCUGCAUUAUGGCCCCACUGCAGGGAAGGUGGAGACAGCUCUCCUGGCAGCCUGGUCAGCGGAGCAGUGGAAAGCAGCAACUUUGUGUUGGAGCAAACUGCAGUCCCCUCUUCUGCCCUGGUGCCCAGCAGGAAGGACCAGUGCUCUCAGGAGGUUGCUGAGAGGAAAACGGACAGGGUGAAAGAAAAGGAGACAGAGCUCAGCUUCACAGAGGCUGCACAUCAGCCAGCUGGACAGACUGCCACACACAGCAGCUUUGGACACAAAGCUGAAAGCUCUGGCCUUAGGAACGUGGGCAGCCUGUGCAAAUCAAACAGCGGGUGGGGGCAGCACACCCCAGCACAGCUUACCCCAAAAGAAACCAUUGCUCCUCUGGAUUCAGAGCUGGGUAGCCAUCGCCUUAAUGGUAACCUGAGCCUUCCAGGCAGGGACGGUGCCGCUGUGCACGCCGAGUGUGCCCGCGCCCGUCCCUCGGCCUCGCACGCCGCCUCUCCUGACCGCAGCACCGACUGCUGGCGGCCGAGCACGCACAGCGGGGACCAGGUGGCAAGAUCAGAGCCUCCACACCUUGCUACCAUCUCUGAAGUGACAACCCAGAUGUCCACUAUCCAACUGGAGAAAGAGGAGAGACAGGCCCAGGCUGUGCUCCCGGGAAAGCUCAAUGUCACUGGUGAGCAAUCACUGCUGGAGCCAAGCCAUCCCCAGGAUGAAGCAGAGGAAGAAGAAGAACUUCCUGAUGGCCUGGAUGGGAGCUGUAGUCAGGAGGAGGAUGAGGACAGUGACUCAGAUGAUUCCUCUGUCACUGGUGCAUCAUCUCAUGGCUCUCUGGCUCUUGUGUCCAGGAACUGCAUCAAGUGUCUGGCUCAGCCCACUGAAGAUCAAGAGAAAGUGCUCAAACCAGCUCUUGUCUGCAGUUUAUUCCCUAAUGUGCCACCAACCAUCUACUUCAGUACUUGGGAUGAGAGAGUGGAAAAGUUGCCUUGGGAGCAGAGGAAGCUGCUGCGAUGGAAAAUGUGCACCGUCACGCCAAACAUAGUGAAGCAAAUCGUCAGCAGGUCCCACUUCAGAGUCAGCAAAAAAAGCAAUGACUGGCUGGGUUGCUGGGGCCACCACAUGAAAUCUCCAAGCUUCAGAGCCAUCAGGGAGCACCAGAAGCUAAACCACUUCCCUGGUUCGUUUCAAAUCGGGAGAAAGGACCGUCUGUGGCGCAACCUGUUGAAGAUGCAAGCUCGCUGUGGGAAGAAGGAGUUUAACUUCUUUCCUCAGUCCUUCAUCCUGCCCCAGGACAUCAAAUUACUCAGGAAAGUGUGGGAGGAAGGAGCUAGCCGCCAGAAAUGGAUUGUAAAACCACCAGCAUCAGCAAGAGGCAUUGGUAUCCAGGUUAUCCACAAAUGGAGCCAGCUCCCCAAAAGGAGACCACUGCUGGUACAGAGAUACCUGCACAAACCCUACCUCAUUGGUGGGAAGAAGUUCGACCUGAGGAUCUAUGUUUAUGUCACUUGCUACGAUCCCCUUAGGGUCUACCUGUUCAAGGAUGGAUUGGUUCGCUUUGCUAGCUGCAAGUACUCCUCCUCGAUGAAAAGCCUCAGCAACAAAUUUGUGCACUUGACCAACUACAGUGUGAACAAGAAGAACACAGAGUACAAGUCCAACCCAGAUGAGACUGCUUGUCAGGGACAUAAAUGGGCACUCAAAGCUCUCUGGAGUUACCUGACCCAGAAGGGAGUUAAUAGCGAGGUCAUCUGGGAGAAGAUUAAGGACAUUGUUAUCAAAACCAUUAUUGCAUCUGAGCCCUACGUGAACAGCCUGGUGAAGAUGUACGUGCGGCGGCCGUAUUGUUGCCAUGAGCUGUUUGGGUUUGAUAUCAUGCUAGAUGAAAACCUCAAGCCGUGGAUCUUAGAGGUCAACAUUUCCCCAAGCCUCCACUCCAACUCUCCACUGGAUGUGAGCAUCAAGGGCCAGAUGAUUCGAGACCUCCUCAACCUUGCCGGCUUUGUUCUGCCCAGCACAGACAGUGUGGCCUCAAGGCCACAAGUCACAAAAAGUGACUCUACCUGCAGUCUGGGUGGUGCUUUGAAGGAGAAGCCGAAGGCAGCGUCUGAGCAUUUCCUAGCAGAGAAGAUGAAGAAGGCCUAUUACUUGAUGCAGAAGAUACCUGACCAGGAUUUUUAUUCUUCUGUCUUGGACAUCCUGACCCCAGAUGAUGUUCGCACCCUGGUGGAGACGGAGGAUGAGUAUUCCCGGCGCGGGCAGUUCGAGCGAGUGUUCCCCACCCACAUCUCCAUGCGCUACCUGCGCUUCUUUGAGCAGCCUCGUUACUUCAACAUCCUGGUGACCCAGUGGGAACUCAAAUACUACUUGAAUAAACACAAAGGUCUGGAGCUGCUGAAGAAUUGGUGUAUCAAAGGAUACCACACUGGAGCAGGGACGGAUUUGGCCAGGACGUGGUCAUUGCCAAAGUCUUUUUUGCUCCAGAAGAGCAGCAUUCAAUCAAAUGGCUUCAGCAAACUGGAACUGGGCAAACUGGGCACACUCCUUCCUUCAGCUAGUGAGGACCUCACGAGAUGCCCAGAGCCCAGCCCUACUCCGAGCUUACCUCUCAACAAGUACACUGGUGGAGAAAACCAGAAGCCUACUGGCUGCCUCUUGGACACCACCCUGGUGAUGUGAUCAGACAGCCACUGUCCCUCCCAGGGACACCUCAGCCUACCUCAAAGGAAGAGACAGGAGCUGACUCUGGAGAGCAAGGACUGUGGGAGCCUCUUGUGCUGCACUCUCUGGGCUGUUUAUAGGGAAGGAUGUUUUACUGGGCAGAGGAGAGCUGUGUGACUUAAAUUUCUUAAACAAAUGGCAAAGCCUGGGUUAGUGGGGUUUGGCCUUUAUCCAAGGCUGCUCCUAAAGUCUGAUGUGGUGGUGGUUUCUUUGCUGUGUGGGAGCUGACAAAGCUUGGAGUCAGGCUGGCCUUCCUGUCCCUGACCAAGCGUGGGCUGAGCUGUUGCUCGCCUGUGUCUCCAUGUGCUUACCCUGAGCCACUGGGGGUCAAGUGUGCUCCUGUGCUGCAGCCUGGCCCAUGGAGAAAAGAAUCCAGUCACCACCCUCCUUCUUUGGAAGAAGCUUGGGACUUUCAGCUGAACUGUUUUAUCCUGUCUGAAUGCCUGUGCCAGCAGCCUGUCCUCCCUCAGCUUUGGGGCCUGGUGGAAACCUUGGGCUUGCACAUUGCUGCUUAGAGAAACCAUAGGUUCCAGCACAGCUCUGCUUUAUCAUGGGGACAGUAGGGCUGCGAGGGAGGGAGCUGUCAGCUUUCCCAGGUGCCCUGCAGCAUGCCUGUGUGGACUUGCAAGCUGAUGAUCUCCUCAUGGGUUUUGCUCUCUAUUUUCUCAUGGUUUCUUAAGGAUUUCUAUUAAAGUCUAAUGCU
Molecule: messenger RNA, 4491 nt
Organism: Dryobates pubescens (Downy woodpecker)
Lineage: Eukaryota; Metazoa; Chordata; Aves; Piciformes; Picidae
Gene: TTLL4
Product: tubulin tyrosine ligase like 4
Exons: 18
Biological process (GO): protein polyglutamylation; microtubule cytoskeleton organization
Cellular component (GO): cilium
Molecular function (GO): tubulin-glutamic acid ligase activity; tubulin binding
Source: RefSeq, a predicted model, not a curated record